This is a messenger RNA of Xyrauchen texanus (razorback sucker), 1543 nucleotides long. Its product is annotated as protein LRATD2-like. The transcript has a single exon. Lineage: Eukaryota; Metazoa; Chordata; Actinopteri; Cypriniformes; Catostomidae. The coding region runs from base 333 to 1154 and encodes 273 amino acids. The record is from RefSeq and is a predicted model, not a curated record.
AAGAACCAGUCAAACCAGUCACCCGUUGUGUCUGGCGCGGUAUUCCCUCGUCUGCAGUUCAUACCAGGAAGUUGGCAGGUGAGACGCACCUGUUCAGAACGCACGCUGAAACUCACCAUCUGAUCUGACUGUAAAAAAGUGUGCUGGCAAACAUAUUGGAUACCCGUAUGAUAUGCCAAAACGCACAUCAGAUAAUAACUCUAAACAGCUUCGUCGAUAAAAAGAAGACAUGGAUUUAGACCAGAUCUGGGCUCCAAAGCCGGAUUGCGUGUCAUGUUUGUAAGAUCUUCCUUCCCUGUCUUAUACAGGUGGGACGAGUUUCAGACAUUGUUAUGGGGAAUCAAGUGGAAAAACUUACUCAUUUGAAUUACAAUGAAUUACCCACUGCUGACCCUAAUGGAUUUGACCCAGAGGACGAAGCUCCACGGAUCGGCGUGUCUUAUAUUUUCUCCACUGAUGACGACGAGCAAGACGAGAAUACUGAUGAGACCGAGAAGGAUCCGAACAUUGAGGACAACCAUUACGACUGCCGAAACGAGUUAGAAUGCGCGGUAUAUUAUCGAGAUGAGUGUGUUUACGAGAGGAGUAUCAGGAUGAUCGAAAUGGGGACGCUGUCGUGCGACAACUUGCCACAUAAGUGCAAACCUGGCGACUUGGUGGAGUUCAUCGCUGUCGGUCAGUACCCGCACUGGGCAGUGUGUGUUGGGGAAUUACAGGUGGUUCAUUUGUUCAGAAAUGAGAUUAAAUGCGACUUUCUUUACGACGCAAGUCAAGGUAAAAGAGGCAGAAUGGUCAACGACCUGUAUAAGUUUCGGUCGCUGAGCCCCGACGUUGUGGUGCAGAAUGCCAUGGAGCAAGUCGGAAUAAAAGACAGAGACAUUUGCUGGAAGAACUCUGAAUGCUUUGCUGCCUGGUGCAGGUUUGGCAAGCGCGAAUUCAAAACUGGAGGCGAAAUACGAAUAGGCAAGCAGCCAUAUAAGAUGAAGCUACAGCUGUCAGAAAAGAAAAGUCACGUUCUGGACUUUCAGAGUUUAGAGGAUUUGAUCAUGGAAAAAAGGAGAAAUUCCCAAAUUGGAAGGGAUGCUGUCAUCCAGGAACUGGAGAACCAUUUAAAUUGCACAGAAAACACUGAGAAUGAGUACAGUUGUAACUGAUGGAUCAAAGUGGGAGGGCAAGCUCAAACUCUUGUGGGCAAACAGCCUUGUCAUGGAGGAUAUGCUUUAUUUGUAAUAACCUUAAGCACAGUGACAGUGUUGUAAUUUCCAGAGUUUCUCAAGAGAGUUUCCGUAAGCAGUACUUUUCUAAAUGUGACACUUUAUUUAAUUUUUGUACUUGUUGGCAAAGAUAACUUUGAUUAAAUGAUGCUUUUUCUUUACAUAAUAAAGAUGUGAUCAUCCACUUUGUUGUGCAAGAGGAAUUUCUGUGACAGCCUUUCCAUUAUCACUCUCUUGUGAAUUAAUGUAUAGUAUUUGGUUUUGAGAAUAUUUUUUCAUAUCACCUUUUUUUGGGUGGUUGAGUAUGUAUUCCCUUAUCUUAUUUCAAA